AUGGCUUUACCACCAAAAAUCCUGAUCGUGGGUGGCGGUGUCUUCGGAUUAUCCACCGCCCUUUCACUCUCCCGGAGGCACCCCACAAGCCAAAUUACCGUUCUAGAGGCAUCGCCCACGAUCCCAAACCCUCAUGGCUCCUCCGUUGACGCCUCCCGCAUUGUCCGCGCCGACUACUCCGACCCCGUAUACACAAAGCUCGCAAACGCCGCCAUCGAGCGCUGGCGCACCACCGAAUGGGGCGCCUCGGAUAAUCGCUACAACCAAAGCGGGCUCCUCCUCGUCUACCCAGAAGGCAACACCAACGGCAAAGAAUACGCGCGCAAGAGCUACAGUAAUGUCAAGCCGCUGGAAGGCGAUAAUGUCGAGCUCCUGCGGACGAAGAAAGACGUGCUCCGCGUAGCGCACGCCUACGGGGAGGAACUGAAUGUUGCAGGCGGCUACGUGAACUGGGGAUCCGGGUGGUCGGACGCCGAAGCCGGAGUGCGGUAUGCAAAGAAGCUUCUGGACGCGGAAGGCAAGGUUCGCUUUGCGACGGGGGAGGUUACGAAGCUUCUGUACGCGGACGACCAGCGUAAGGUGACGGGUGUGCUUUUGGCCGAUGGGAGGUCGGUCGCGGCUGAUCUGGUGGUUCUGGCGACGGGGGCGUGGACGGCGAAGCUCGUUGAUCUUCGGGGGCGGGCGAUCUCGACGGGGCAGGCGGUUGCGUUUCUGCGGAUUUCAGAUGAGGAGCAGCGGCGGUUGGAGGAUAUGCCUACUAUAUUGAACUUUGCGACCGGCUUCUUUAUUAUCCCGCCGCGCAAAAAUUUGUUGAAGAUCGCGCGCCAUGCCUAUGGGUAUGUUAAUCCGAAGCAGGUGCCUGUGCCUGGGGUGGAAGGGGCGACAAUGGAAGUCAGUCUGCCGGAAAAUGGGGUCCCGGUCCCACUGGAGGGCGAAGAUGCUCUGAGGUCCGAGUUGAGGCAGUUGCUCCCUAGUCUGGGUGACCGGCCGUUUGUCGAGACCCGGGUCUGUUGGUAUACCGAUACACCCGAAGGUCACUUCAUCAUCACUUAUCACCCCGACCACCCGAAUCUCUUCCUCGCGACGGGUGGUAGUGGGCAUGGAUACAAGUUCCUCCCGGUGCUUGGGGAGAAGAUCGUGGACGCUCUGGAAGGUAAACUUGAGCCGGAGCUGCAGGAUGUCUGGAAAUGGCCGGCGGCUGUAGAGGGCGAAUUCGAAGGUGAUGGAAGCCGGUCUGGGCGGAAGGGCUUACGCCUGAUGGAGGAGUUGGCAAAGACCAAGAAGGCGCAGCGGAGGGGCGUCCUGUAAUUGGGAUGGGUACCCAAGCCUUGCACAUAUAACAUAGACCCCGGAGAUACUAUAUCUUGUAACAUAUACAUCCUACAAAAUCAUUCGGUUGGCAGAUUCAUGGUCACUAACCAAUGAGACAAACAAACUAC
This is a messenger RNA of Aspergillus alliaceus, 1439 nucleotides long. RefSeq names its product NAD(P)/FAD-dependent oxidoreductase. The coding region runs from base 1 to 1308 and encodes 435 amino acids. The transcript has 3 exons. NCBI's taxonomy places the organism in Eukaryota, Fungi, Ascomycota, Eurotiomycetes, Eurotiales, Aspergillaceae. Gene Ontology annotation, molecular function: flavin adenine dinucleotide binding; L-pipecolate oxidase activity; sarcosine oxidase activity. The record is from RefSeq and is a predicted model, not a curated record.